Durusdinium trenchii is the source of this 1791-nucleotide messenger RNA. NCBI's taxonomy places the organism in Eukaryota, Dinophyceae, Suessiales, Symbiodiniaceae. The record is from the annotation of a GenBank genome assembly.
AUGUCUCUGCCUUUUAAAACAAAGGCCGAGGAACGUGCCAAGCUCUUCUUGGCCAUCAAGGAUGGCAAGGAUGCGGGAGAACCUGCGCCGAAGAGGGCUUGCAUUGUAUACGAGAAGUUUGAGGCUCCAGCAGAUGGGCUUCCUGUUUGCGAGGACUGGCUCACGACCUUUGAAAGCAUGCUCCUGGGAGGGGUGGACCUUGCUCGUGAGCAACUGGACGGGACUAUGGCUUGUUCAAUAGAUUCGUGGGAAUGCGGGCCUCACAGCGUGGAUUUGGUCAAGGGCUGGACAAGGGCCUCUGCGGUGUUGGUCAUUUUGAUUGCUGCAAGCGAGUUGGACCUCACAGAUCCAGCUGCAAUUGAGAAGUUGAGACCCUUGUUCCCUGUUUUGGACAAGUGCUGGACAGUGCCGGUCCACUUUACGUUCAACAUGGACGAGGCCCUCAGAUCCUUCCGCAACAUCCAGCUAUCAUUUCGCGGCUCGGAGCGGCAAGCUCCGAACAGCUUGCAGCUGUCUUUGAGGUUUGCCCGUGUCAUGGAAGUUCGGGCUGAGGAGGAACGCCACUUGCCGGACUGGACUACGGACCAGCGUCUGUCUGAGGUUGUCGCUGAGUUCAACGCCACCCCGGGGUUGGGUGCAAAACAUAGAAUUGAGGACGACCGAUACAAAGCGAUCUUCAACCUGGUGAGUGGGACCUGUGAAGCACCUCAAAAUGACAUGAAAAAAUGUUUUAAAUUUGUUUCUGAAUGCUUGUCCGGGUUGUCGUCGCAUGGCUAUUGUCUGGACCUUUUGGCAUACCAGGAAUCCCGAGCGGUUAUUCGCAACCAUCUCGACCGACACAAGUGGCAGCAAUCAGCUUUUAACACCGACCAGUUUAAAAGUCUUCGAUGGCUGGUCGGGGCAUGCCCGAAAUCAGGACAGUGCCCUGCCGAGUUGCGCCGGUGCCUCACUGUGACGGAGCGCUCGCAAACGCUGCAUUUCCAGUUGGUGGUCAAAACCUUUGGCGACGCUACUCGGUGCUUGCGUCCAUCGGCCCGCGCAAGAGCGCGCCUGUCGCCGGAGAAGUUUGAAGGCUUGGCGGACUUCGCAUGCGUGUACGCCGCCAUUUGGGAUGAGGCUCGCACCAUGACCAGCUGGAAUCCUGAGAAAGAUGCAGCAAUGGAAAAGGCCUUCUUCCAGAAGGACUACUUCGCAGAUGUGACGGCAAGAUUGAGCACUUGGAAGCCUCAACACCUUUCCAUUUGGUGCGACCUUGUUGAAGCGCCAGCCAGUCCUGCCAAGCUUUCCACACCAGCGGACCUGGCAGACAUCGAAGAACAAGCCCAUGCUGCGCGCUUCAGAGAGAUCAGAGCCAAGCUUUCACAGGAUGUCCUCACGAUGUCCCAGCUCAAUGCCAAAGAGGCGGAGCUGAAGCGCCGCAAGCAUGUGAUCUCGGUGAUGCACGAAAAGGCGCAGCUGGAUAUCGGAAAAGAGCUGUGUGAGACUUACAUGGAAAAGCGGUCUCGCAUUGCAAUGGCAACCCGGAAAGAUGGCCCUGAAGCUUGCCUAGACGCGAUCAUCCGCCAGGCAGCUUCAGACCACCAGGUGGAUCCGCGUGACGUCGACGUCAUCCUGUUCUUUGAUUGCACCAAGCUUGGCGUGUUGACUCAAUCGGAGAUCAACAUGGCUGGGGACUUUACCGAAAAGGUUUUGGGGAAGAAUCCAACAAGGAGUGUCCUGGUUCUGAUCCCUCCUCCCCUGGUGGGAAGCGAGAGCGGUGGGAGUUUGAGGCAAGACAUCAGGACCGAGUAG